This is a messenger RNA of Atta colombica, 1270 nucleotides long. RefSeq names its product mitochondrial tRNA-specific 2-thiouridylase 1. Gene Ontology annotation, cellular component: mitochondrion. NCBI's taxonomy places the organism in Eukaryota, Metazoa, Arthropoda, Insecta, Hymenoptera, Formicidae. Gene Ontology annotation, biological process: tRNA wobble position uridine thiolation. Gene Ontology annotation, molecular function: sulfurtransferase activity. The transcript has 7 exons. The record is from RefSeq and is a predicted model, not a curated record. The coding region runs from base 40 to 1227 and encodes 395 amino acids.
AAAAGUUUACGAAGUAACUUGUUUGAAUUGAUUGUGAAAAUGAUUAGAAAUGUUGUCGUAGCCAUGUCUGGCGGUGUUGAUAGCGCCGUGACGGCUUUUCUACUUAAAAACAAAGAAUUUAAUAUUACUGGAAUAUUUAUGAAAAAUUGGGAUGUUAGAGAUGAAAUAGAAAAAUGCGUGGUUGAAAAAGAUUAUAACGAUGCUCGAUGGAUCUGUGACAAAUUAGAAAUUCCUUUGAUACAGAUCAACUUUGUUAAAGAAUAUUGGAAUGAAGUUUUUAGUGAUUUGAUAGAAAAAUAUCAGAAUGGAUAUACUCCGAAUCCAGAUAUUUUGUGCAAUAAGAACAUCAAGUUUGAUAAAUUUUUUCAUUUCGCACGCAAUAAGUUUCAAGCAGAUGCAAUUGCAACAGGUCAUUAUGCUAAAACAAGUUUCGGACCAUACCUAGAGAAUUAUAAAGCAAACACUAAGGUACGCUUGUUACAAGCGCAAGAUAGGAAUAAAGAUCAAACGUUCUUCUUGAGUCAGAUACCGCAACAAACUUUGAGACAUUGUAUGUUUCCUCUUGGAAAUUACUUGAAAAGUCAUGUAAAGAUGAUGGCUACACAAACAGGAUUGUGCCAAAUAGCACGAAAGAAGGAAAGCAUGGGUAUUUGCUUUGUUGGAAAACGUGAGUUUCAAGAUUUUAUUUCAAAGUACAUAGCAGAUAAACCUGGUAACUAUAUAGAUCUGGACAGUGGACUGCAGAUAGGUAAACACGAUGGUAUUCACAAACGGACAAUAGGGCAAAGAUGUAAAAUUGCUGGCUGCCUCAAACCUUAUUACGUGUUUAACAAAGAUCAAGAGUCAAAUAUUAUUAUAGUGGUAGGUGGUACAACUCAUUCAGCAUUAUACACUGACUUUUUAAUAACACAGAAAAUACAUUGGAUUAGUGAGGAGCCGUGCGAAUUAAGACGGAAUAAUGGCGUGUUAAGUUGUUACUUUCGCUUUCAACACAGAGAUCCAUUAAUUGCUUGUAGAAUAUACAAGAUAUCCAAUGAUCGUUUAUUUAUUCGUCUUGAUGCACCUUUACGAGCAAUUACAAAGGGCCAGUACGCUGUCUUGUACUCUGGAGAGGAAUGUCUGGGCAGCUCAAUGAUAACGUAUGCAGGACCAUCUUAUUUUGCACUUGGGCGGAAUUGUAUAGAUUACACUCGUUGGCAUAAUUUAAUAGCAUCUAAUAAAGUUUAAACUCUUAAACUUAAAUUAAACUUAAAUUGUGUAUGUAUAAAUA